Molecule: messenger RNA, 573 nt
Organism: Anarrhichthys ocellatus (wolf-eel)
Lineage: Eukaryota; Metazoa; Chordata; Actinopteri; Perciformes; Anarhichadidae
Gene: cga
Product: glycoprotein hormones, alpha polypeptide
Exons: 4
Coding region: 81-491 (136 amino acids)
Biological process (GO): positive regulation of steroid biosynthetic process; thyroid hormone generation
Cellular component (GO): extracellular region; follicle-stimulating hormone complex
Molecular function (GO): follicle-stimulating hormone activity
Source: RefSeq, a predicted model, not a curated record
AGUGGCCCCACACUGGGGGACGCGAUAUAAAACGACACUGAAGGGAAGCACAAGUCCUCAAUAAAAAGCCCUCCUGCACGAUGAAGAAGGAACUUUCUUUCAACACGAUAACUGCUGUAACCACCAUGGGCUCAGUGAAAUCAGCUGGACUGUCUCUUCUUCUGUUGUCUUUUCUUAUUGACAUUGCAGAUUCUUACCCCAACCUUGACUUAUCAAACGUGGGCUGUGGGGAGUGCACACUGAGGAGGAACACUUUUUUCUCGAAGGAACAUCCCAUCUACCAGUGCAUGGGCUGCUGCUUCUCCAGAGCGUACCCAACACCCCUCAAGGCCAUGAAGACAAUGACGGUCCCAAAGAACAUCACCUCGGAGGCAACAUGCUGUGUCGCAAAGCACAGCUACGAGGUACAAGUACAGACAAAGGUGUCCAACAUACCGGUGAGAAACCACACAGAGUGCCACUGCAGCACCUGCUAUUUUCACAAGAUAUGAAGACGGGAACUGGAGACUCUUCUGCAGCGCUCAGCUUGGCGAUGAAUUGUGUUUCUUUUAAUUUGCACAAGUUCAUUUGUGU